Auanema sp. JU1783 is the source of this 1377-nucleotide messenger RNA. The record is from the annotation of a GenBank genome assembly. Lineage: Eukaryota; Metazoa; Nematoda; Chromadorea; Rhabditida; Rhabditidae.
AUGAAACUUCUUGGAUAUUUGACGUUGUUUGUUUUGUUUGAACGAUCAAUCGGUCGAAAUGGUAGGAAGCAUCAUCAACUUCAUAAUUAUGCAAUAUCUAUGAAUAGUGAACCAACUAAUGUAUUGGAUAGUAUAAUGCAUAAGUAUGAUAAGCGAGUUCGGCCAAAUGCUGAUACGAACAUGCCUGUUAUCAUCCAUAUGACCAUCGUUUUGGGAAUUUUAACUGAAAUUAGAGAAAAUCAACAGGUUGCUUCCUUUGUGAUAUCCCAUGUGCAGCGUUGGCAUGAUCCAAAUUUAUCAUGGGAUCCUGACAAGCAUAACGGUCUAAAACAAGUUGUAAUUCCUCAGAAUUUGGUUUGGGUCCCAAAACUAUUUAUUUACAACAGUAUGGAUACUAAAGAUAUGCUUAAUGAAGAUCGUUACGACGUACGAGUUCAACAUACGGGUCAUGUUAAAAUUAAUAUUCCUCAAUUUGUAACAUCUUUAUGCCGAAUUAACAUCGAUUUGUUUCCUUUUGAUACACAGUUUUGUGCCAUUGCCUUAGCUUCACCCUUGUUGUCUGUUGAAGAGAUGGACGUGAAUGCCACGCGUCCGCCGACUGACUCGUAUUUCUCUGGAAAUGCUGAGUGGGAAGUUAUUAAUGUGACAGUGCGUCAAAUGAAAUUCAUGGAAGAUGGAGAGUAUAGAGCAGAAGUUCACUAUAUUGUUCAUCUGAAUCGACGACCAAUUUACUACAUAACUGUCAUUGUUGUUCCAACUUUCCUUAUCUCAGCUCUAUCCAUUCUUGGAAUAUUCAGUCCUGGCUCGAAUGAUGGUCCCAGGAAUGAAAAGGUAUCGCUUGGUCUUGGAUCAUUAUUAGCAAUGACAGUUCUGUUGGAUAUCGUUGCUGGGGCAAUGCCAAAGAGUAACUCCAUCCCCUUAUUAGGUUUCUAUAUAAUCGUUGUCAUCAUGCUAUGUGCGAUUGCUGUAGCUAUUUCAAUGGCUUUAUUAGGAUUAUCAAGGUCUUACAUACAGACUGAACGUUUACCAUCCAGGAGUGCUUAUAGACUUCUAUUACUUGAACCUGUGAAGGCUAUGAAAGGAAAUGGUAUCAUCCAAAAUAUGGAAAAAUCAACAAAGACGAUACCUAAAUUUCCUGAUUUGUUGGCAAUUUAUGGACAAUUAAUUGAAGUUUCAAAAGCACAACAAGCUUAUAGGGAGAAAAUCGAGCGUCAGCAAUGGAUAUCCAAAGUUGAACGCGAAUGGAACAGAAUUUUUGCAAGAGUUGAUCAUGUCUUUCUAUUCAUGUUUCAACUUCUAAACAUUCUCGUACUCUUAUUAUUCCUUCGUUAUGCUUUUAUACCGGUUCCGGACUUGCCGGAUGAUUUUGCUGUUUAA